AGAGUGUGUGUGUGUGUGAGAGAGAGAGAGACAGAGAGAGAGAGAGAGAGAGUGAAUGAGAGAGAGAAAGGGAGAGAGAGAAGGGGAGAGAUGAAGAGAAAAAUUGCUCUGGACACUUCAGUCAUUUGUCAAUCGAUCGGAAUUGGCUUUGUGUUUGGAUGUAGCCGAUUCCCAGCAGUCAGGGAUGUUGAAAGGCGCAUAAUGGACCCCAGGAAUACAGCGGCUGUGCUGUGUGCCGUCAUGCUGUACCUGAAUGCAGAUAAGGAGAGGAUACAUCACAGUCUUCCACCCUAACCAAGGAGAGGAUACAUCACAGUCUUCCUCCCUAACCAAGGAGAGUACACAUCACAGUCUUCCUCCCUAGACAAGGAGAUGAUACAUCGCAGUCUUCCUCCCUAGACAAGGAGAGUAUACAUCACAGUCUUCCUCCCUAGACAAAGAGAGGAUACAUCACAGUCUUCCUCCCUAGACAAGGAGAGUAUACAUCACAGUCUUCCUUAACCCUGCUCCCUUGCUACUGAGAACUGGUUACCAGUGGGGUCCUGGCAAGUACCUAGGGUUUUGGAUACAGUGGGUAAGAUGAGCCCUAGUAAGCUUAACUAACCCUACCCCUGGUAUGCAAUCAACCUUGUACAAGAAUGGUUCCUUAAUGUUCAGCACCUGGUUGUAUGCACCCAGUACAAGAACACAAUGGUUCCCGAACAUUCAACAGUGUUUCCUUCCCACAAAUGCAAAUGUAAAAUUUAUUUAAUAUAACAUUUUGUGCUGUGACUUGACUGGGUGUACAGACCCCCUCCUGCACUCCAAGUGAGCCCCUUUUCCACCCUAGGAACCUUCUCAGGAAGCCAUUUUUCCACAGGAGGAACAAGGCCCGAUUUUAGUUCCUGUGCGAUUUCUGUUUAGUCCCUGCUCACAAGGUAGUACUUUUCUAAGAUACCAGGAAGAAUGGAUUGGAGCUGGCAGUCUUGUACAUCGCUGAUUGGUCAGCCGCAAAUUUCCAGUGAAUCAACCACUCAAAAAUAAUUCAUUUAGAUUAUGAAACUGCAAUUAAGACUUGACUUCAUCACCAAUGAUGAGAGUCUGAGAGUAUUGAGGGCACUUGAAUCCCCGACUUGUAACAAAUAGGUAAUAUUUAUUUGCAUUUCACUGAACUGCAUGGGCAUAGACUACUCACCUAAACAGUGCUAGGAAAAAAACUUAUAGACUCCAAAAAAAUAAAAGACUACAGGCUGACCAGUAAAUACAUACUGUUACAGCAGACCUCCUCCUUUGCAUAUCUUCAGGGUUCUGGUGAUGGGGUGGGAAAGCAAACACAAAUGUAGUUCCUGUUGUGGAUUGUUCCUGCCUGAUUUUAGUUCCUACAACCCAGUGGAAACGGGGCAGACCCUCCCCAGAAAAUCUCUGAAAGACAUUUCAGCUGACUGAGCCACAUAGGAGCCUUGCUGUAGUGUAUUUUGUCCUCCACAACUCUAGGUGUCGCUGUGGCAAUGCAGGUGACCUCCAAUGGUCCUCAGACGAUUCAGAAGGCUCAGGGAGAGAAAGCUGCCCUGGAGUGCACAUACACCCCUGGAUCCAAUGAUGUGGGAGAUCUGGAUAUUGAAUGGUCGCUUGUCAGUCCUGACAUGACCCAGAAAGACACUCUGAUCCUGUCCUUCGCAGGAGGGAGGAAAUGGAUACAUGGAGACCCCAGCCUCACAAAGGGGUUGGAUUUUAGGGCAGGGGACCCCAGCCAUGGAGAUGCCUCCAUUUCCAUCUCAGCUCUGGAGGUGUCUCACACGGGCACGUACCAGUGUAAGGUGAAGAAAGCUCCAGGCGUGGACAUGCGCAAAGUCACGCUGGUGGUCAUGGUGCCCCCUUCAGUGCCCACAUGCAGGGCUGAAGGCAGCCCGUCUAUAGGGGGAGCGCUCUCUCUCCACUGCAAGUCUUCACAGGGAUCCACCCCCCUGCACUACGUAUGGGAGAAAGCGGGCGGGGCCGGGAUUCACCCCAGUAUUACGCAAGACUCUAUAACAGGUGUGCUGCAUAUUAGCAACCACUCUGAGACGUUUGCUGGGAUGUACAGAUGUGAGGCCAGCAAUGCCGUGGGGUCAGAGCACUGCACGUUUGCCCUGCGUGCAGAGAAACCCCCCAGCAGAGCUGGUGUAAUUGCAGGCACUGUGAUUGGUGUUCUGCUGCUGAUAAUCAUCUUACUGCUGCUGGUCUGUCUUCUGAUUUGCCGAUAUGGUAGAAGGUGCAAGGACAAGGAAGUAGCCAAUGACAUCAGAGAGGAUUCUCCGCCCCCGGAGAGUCGCACCCAAAGCCGAAUCUCCGCCUUCCGCCCAGGCGUGGCCUACAGCUCCGUGGGCACUGGGCAGCCGUGGGCGGAGUCAGAGUUCAGCAGUGACCUCACAGACUCCAGCAAAGCGCUGAAACCCCCCUCCUCCACCAGCACGGGGGCGCUAAGGCGCGCGUACGACAGCAGAUACGGACACCCCGUCUGAGGACUGAGGGGAAGAAGUGGGCAGGGGGGGGGCGCUUUGAGCACCCUAGGCACCUUCCUUGCUUCGGUGACGACUGGAAGGCAGCAGAACUAGAGGAUGCUUAGUGACAGAUUAGCAGACUAGUGAGUUUAGCAACAUCGCCACACGUGGAUUUUAUGAUGAAUGACAUAAAAGGAAAACUGCCUGAGGAAGAUGAAUCAGCUGAGGCUGGCCGAGCUGAACCCUCGGGCCUGCGGUCUUGGAGGCAGCAGCUGCCUUCCAGUCAUCCCUGUGGGAAGGAAAGCACCACGGACACUGCGAAUGUGAUGGGGAGUAAUUACCAGUGAUACUCACAGUGAUGUGAUAGACAGGUCCACACACGCGCACGUGUACACACACAUGCGCGCAUGUAUACACACGCAUACUCACACACGCAUGCACGUGUACACACACACACACACUUUUCAAGAACAUCCUCAGAUGUGUACACAUUGCACACACACAUUAGGGAAUAGGCUUGCACACAGACACUUUUUUGAAUAAGGAAAUAGCACAGGUCUUUACUUCGCUGUAGUGAAAGUGGGGAGUAGUUCAAAUGUGAAGCGGUGUGUGUGUGUGCAUGUGUGUGUGUGUGCGCUUACAUGUGCGUGCAUGUGUGUAUGCGUGCAUGUGCGAAUGAGAGAUCAGUAAUGCAUUUUUAGAUUUGAUUCUAAGUGUCUGUGGGUCUACUUCAAACUGUAAAUAAAAGUAAUACUUUUGCGCGUUAUCUAUGUUUAAAGAGCUGAAAACAUUUCUGAUGUGUGUUUUGUGAUGGAUGGUUUUAUAUGUUUGAGUAAUAAACACAUUUCAACACAAGGA
Conger conger (European conger) is the source of this 3317-nucleotide messenger RNA. It is a transcript of the gene vsig8a, whose product is annotated as V-set and immunoglobulin domain containing 8a. The record is from RefSeq and is a predicted model, not a curated record. Bases 1488 to 2480 code for a protein of 330 amino acids. The transcript is spliced from 8 exons. NCBI's taxonomy places the organism in Eukaryota, Metazoa, Chordata, Actinopteri, Anguilliformes, Congridae.